This is a messenger RNA of Neoarius graeffei (lesser salmon catfish), 598 nucleotides long. It is a transcript of the gene fdx1b, whose product is annotated as ferredoxin 1b. Gene Ontology annotation, cellular component: mitochondrion. The transcript has 4 exons. Gene Ontology annotation, molecular function: 2 iron, 2 sulfur cluster binding. Gene Ontology annotation, biological process: positive regulation of oxidoreductase activity; P450-containing electron transport chain. The record is from RefSeq and is a predicted model, not a curated record. Bases 1 to 498 code for a protein of 165 amino acids. Lineage: Eukaryota; Metazoa; Chordata; Actinopteri; Siluriformes; Ariidae.
AUGGCCCUGCGAGUGUGUGUUCGACCGCUGAUCUUCUCAAACGGAGUCCGACUCUGGGGAGAAACUUUGGGUUUAAGAAACGUAAUCAGACAUUUCAGCCAACACCAUGUGCUCCUGAGCAACAGUUCUCCAGGCUCUAAGGUGCUGCUACACUUUAUUAAUCAGAGAGGAACAAAGAUGAGUGUGACAGCAACAGAAGGAGAAUCUCUGCUCGAUGUUGUCAUCAACAAAAACCUCCAAAUCGACGGUUUUGGUGCAUGUGAGGGGACGUUAGCUUGCUCCACAUGUCACCUGAUCUUUGAUGAGUCUGUGUACGAGCGCUUGGAGCCGUUGGUGGAUGAGGAGAUGGACAUGCUCGAUCUCGCCUAUGGACUCACCAAGACGUCUCGUCUCGGGUGUCAGGUGAUCGUGGCGCCCUGGAUGAACGGCAUGACGGUGCGCGUCCCACAAGGGGUCAAAGAUCAACGAGUGACACAGGAGGCGAAGAACAAACAAUGACACACACACACACAGACACACAAUUAAUUCUUUCUUUUUUUAUUUGUGAGAGCUCAUGAUUAAAAUUCCAGUGUCGGUCUCUAUAAUAUUAACAAUCACA